AUGUACUCUUGCUACGGUACCAAAAGUUACGGUACUUUUUAUCACGGUAUCAAAAGGUACGGUACCAAGAUCACUGUACCUCUUGGUACGGUACUUUUGUUACGGUACCAAAAGUUACGGUACCAAUUAGGUACGGAACCUCUUGUUACGGUACCUUUUGGUACCAUAUCCUUUAAAACGGUGAUAAGGUACGGUACCAAGAGGUACAGUGAUAAAAGUACGGUAACAAGGUACGGUACCAAAGGCAGUAAUAAAAAGUACGGUACCAGAGGUACAGUGAUAAGAGGUACAGUGAUAAGAGGUGCAGUGAUAAAAGGUAACAGUGAUAAGAGGUACAGUGAUAAAGGCAGUGAUAAGAGGUGCAGUGAUAAGAGGUGCAGUGAUAAGAGGUACAGUGAUAAGAGGUGCAGUGAUAAGAGGCAGUGA
Molecule: messenger RNA, 426 nt
Organism: Brugia pahangi
Lineage: Eukaryota; Metazoa; Nematoda; Chromadorea; Rhabditida; Onchocercidae
Source: the annotation of a GenBank genome assembly